Molecule: messenger RNA, 4445 nt
Organism: Sorghum bicolor (sorghum)
Lineage: Eukaryota; Viridiplantae; Streptophyta; Magnoliopsida; Poales; Poaceae
Product: probable FBD-associated F-box protein At1g32375
Exons: 6
Coding region: 190-1578 (462 amino acids)
Molecular function (GO): protein binding
Source: RefSeq, a predicted model, not a curated record
CCCUGAGAAGAUUGGAGCCUAAGAAGUUUAGCUACUGUUUCCGCGUACUCUGAUGUUUUUCUUGCGAGGGAAGCCUCUCAGCCUCAAGGGAAUAGGAUCCUGCGCUGUAAAGCCGAAAGCUGCUAGUACUAGUAGUGCGGGGCUCUGAACUGAUUCCGCACUCGCACGCACCAUCGCACCCAUCCUGACAUGGAAAUGCCAACGCACUACCCGAGCAAGCGCGGAUCCAUGGAAGAGGAGGACAGGCUGAGCAGCCUCCCCGACGACCUCCUCCACUCCAUCCUCCGCGAGCUCCCGUUCAAGCACGCCGUCCGAACGAGCGCCCUCUCCCGGCGGUGGGCGCCGCAGUGGCUCCGCGCGCUCGCCUCCUCCCGGGUCCUCGACUUCACCGACCCAGACUUGGCCCGCGGCCAGCUGCCUGCGCGGGCCGCGGCGGCCACGAUGCGUCGCUGCCUUGAGCUCCACGCCGAGCACGGCGGGCCACUCGACGUCUUCCGCGUGGCGCUUAGGUCCCCGCCAGCAGGAGCAGGGUCGAGCGACGGCGCGUUCGAGCGCGACGUCGUCGGCUGGAUCGCGUCCGCGGUGGCGAGGGGCGCAACGGAGGUGGAGGCGGACCUGACGCCGACACCGACACCGACGGAGGGAGACGAGGACGCCGACGACGGGAGCUCGGCGUCCGUGGAGCUGCCUGGCGACCUGUUCGUGGCCCGGAACUCGCUGGCGCGCCUCGCGCUCGGCGGGUUCAGCCUCCGCGCCGCCGUCCCACCCAGCCCAGGUGGGCUCGCCGGUCUCCGCUCGCUCUCCCUCAGCCACGCCGACUUCACCGGCGAGGCGUUCCGCGACGUCGUGUCCAGCUGCCGGGCGCUGGAGCACCUCAGCGUGAGCAGCUGCGACGCGCUGAAAUCGAUUAGGAUCGCCAGCGAGACGCUGCGUGUCCUGGAGAUGGUGCGAUGCCGAGCCGUGCGGGAGCUCCGGGUCAGCGCGCCCGCGCUCGAGUCGUUGGCUUUCCACGGCGACAUCUUCCUCUACGACGACUACGUCGACGACGGCGUCCUCUCUUCUCCCGUCGACAUGGGAUCCACACCGGCUCUGCGGGACGUGUACCUUUCCCAAAUAGGCUUCGGCCACAACGACGACGAGAGAUACCAGGUGUGCGGGUGCGACGCGCACGCGUACGACUAUGCCGACUUGUUGAGCUGCGUCGCGCAUGCCUCGGUUUGCACGCUUUCCUCCGACGGCUGGUUUCAGGGGAACGAAUGGGACGGCGCCUAUAUGACGAACAUACAGGAGCUGCAACUGCUGAUGACCUCCGUAUGUGGUAGUAGCGACGACCUCGAGGGCUUCGCCGGUUUGUUCGAGCAGAAUCGGCUUCGACUCCUUGACCGCUUGUUUGUCCGCGUGAAAACUAGGUCAUGCGAACAGCGUCCAGUCGUGACGAACGUACAGGAGCUGCAACUGCUGAUGGCCUCCGUAGUAGUUGAUUUUGAUAUGAGUUCUGAUUUUAUUUCCUUUGCCACCACCAUUCACCUUGAAUCAUUGUUGGCUGUUCUACGGACCUACAAUGUGUCACGUAAUUGAUGUGAUGACCCAUUUUGUGCCUUGUUGCCUCAGGAUGUGAUAGAAAAGAUCAGAAGGCCUUACAAUACAAAGACCUAUAAGGUCGAUCUUAUAAGUCCCACUUGAGGCAAACAUCAAUUCAUAGACCGCGCAGCGCGGAAGCACGGCGGCGGACGGAAGCACGGCGGCGAACGACACCACCAGGGCGGAAGCGCGGCGGCGGACGGCGCCACCACCGCAUCUCGGCUAGCAGAGGUGCGCCUCGCUCCAUUCUUCCUCCUCCUCGCUAGAAGACACCCGACCCGUAACCCUAGAAGAGACCCACGGUGCGAGUAGGGCGGAAGCGCGGCGGUGGAUGGCGCCACCACCGCAUCCCGGCGAGCAGAGGUGCUAGAUUGUAGUCGGGAUGCUGCAGAGGGUUUAAGGUUUAGGGAUGCGGUAGAAGAAAUGGAUUGUGUAGGUUAGUGUUCAGUAGAAGAAAUUGUCUGAUCCAUUUCUCUUUGUUUAACUGAGAAGAGAUUUGUCCAAAAGUAUAUUGAUCCUUACAACAAGAGUAUUGUAAGGCUUGCAGAUGCUUAUUUACUGCUUGUGCUGGGAAAAUGCCUCAUUUAGGUGCGUUCGCAGCAGCAUGCUAGGGGUACUAAGAAGUAGAGGCAAAGAUAGUCAUUUUAGGUCUUCUCUGCCUAUACUUUGAAGUUUGAACAGACUUUUGCCGAACUACUGUGCAGCUCCUUGUUGGUUGGUGCACACCAAUGCUUGCAACAGAUGUUGCCUUUGUGUGCUGAAAUGAAAUUAGUUCUUCCUUAAGACCGACCGGUGUUGUGACCUAUGAUUUCAGGUAAGCCAUUGGCUAUUUUCAGAUGGGUAUAAUGAUAUGUUACUCUGUUCUCUCUGUGUUUCAUGUCUAAAUAUUGGAUGUACAUGGCAUUCUUUUGACACUAGACAUUGCCAUGAUAAGUUCUCAAAAAAAAUUCCAAACACAAUAUUUUUCAUGCUUUUCUAUCUGUUGUAUAAUUUUCUGUACCGUUUAUUUUUCAAUAAACUAAAUGUGAAACUUAACCUCUUACUCUGUCUGUAGGUGCUUAGGUUUCUUUCUUUGACAGAAAUGGGCCUCACCGUUAGGUGUUCUCCAAAUACAAUUCCAACUGCAGUAAAAUCCCUUAUUGAAGAUAUGAAAAAAGAGGUUGAUAAAAUCUAUAAGUUCGGUACAUUUGUGAACUUAACAACGACAGCAGUGGGGAAUAGAGAUUUCUCAGUGUGGACAUACAGAUCUCUGAUCUUGAACCAAACUGUAUCAGCAUACACCUAGAGGCAGGAGAACCACUGAGGAUAUUUCCUUGGACGGUUAACAAAGUUUUGAAGCUCCCAUAUAAAACUAGAGUGAUGCUUCCAGAAUACACACUUAAGGACAGAAAUGAUGAAUUUGAUAAAGUGCGUGCUUUACUUGAAAAAGAGAAAAGUCCUGAUUAUGUCCCCAACCCCCCAGGAAAAAAAGAAAGGUGGUGUGCAUGAACCAGAAGGCAGUGAGAAAGGUGGUGAGCAUGAACCGGAAGUCAAUGAGAAAGGUGGUGAGCAUGAAUCGGAAGGCAGUGAGAAAGGUGGUGAGCAUGAACCGGAAGAUGAUCAUGAACUGGAAGAUGACCAAGAUCUAGAAGAUGACCAAGAACUGGAAGAUGAACAUGGCAGGACAAAAAAGAAUAGUCUAAGUACUUACUAAUGGAUUUGCUUUCGGAACAACAAAGUAUGGUUUGUGCUUAGGGUUUAGGGUUUAGGGUUUCGGAACAACAAAGUAGGGUUUAGGGUUUAGGGUUUAGGGUUUAGGGUUUAGGGUUUUACAAAAGAAUAGUCUAAGUACUUACUAAUGGAUUUGCUUUCGGAACAACAAAGUAUGGUUUGUGCUUAGCUUUCCAUUCAUGAUUCCACAAUUUAGACUGAAUGCACAGUGCGCGGGGAUCUAUAUCUCCUGUCGGUCGGAACCAUUUGAUAAAAUUAACUUCAGAAACUCUCUCACCAUUGAUGUCUAGUACAAGUUGUUGUUCUUGAGAAUCUAGCUUCUCCAGAACAUGUCGAUUGUACAAAUAUUUCCUUUGUAACUGAUCGUUGCCUAGUAUAUCAAUAAUUUCGUUAGACAAAACCGUGUGUGGUGGUACAUAAACGUGUGUCUGAGCAAGAAGAGCAUAUUCCUUAUGACUUGUGUCAUAAGGUGGCUCAGCUGAAGGCAGCAAGCUUUCGUAACAGGUGUCUGCCUUCCGCUUUAACUGAGAAAGGAAAGUCAACAUGUAGUUGUUACUUACUUGAGCUCAACAGGAAAGUGAACAGUCUUAGACAAAGAACGCCUCUAAUGAAAUGUAGAUGUUACUUACUGGAGCUCCUCCAUAGUCACGUGAUGAAUUAGAUUUACAAAAGUUAAUAAUCCUCAACAUGUCCUUUUUACUGUACCGAUUGAUGCGUGGAAGUCUGAAGCGGUCCUCCUUUGUUAUGCCACAGUCCACAUUAUCCAAGUAAUAUACCUGUCAAGCAUAUAUUAGUGUUGUCGAAUAGACAUUGCUGGUAGCUAUAAUAAGGAGAAAAAGGAACGAGACAAGAUUGAGUCAUACCAUUGGGAUUAUACAGCACCCAGACAAGACUGAUGUUGUCCAUGCUUUAAAUUUUUUCACCGAGUCCCUCAAAUCUUCGUACACAACUGUCGACCAGACAAUCUGACUAAACAAUUCCAUAUCUUUUGUGUACAUGACUGCCUGUUCAUUUACCAUGGUGCUAGCUCCGCGCAGCAGAUAUUUGGUUAUCACUAACAUGAAGAAUAGUCUAAGUUUUAGUUUCUUGUCUUCAGUUCUCUCCAGCACAUGUUGAACAAGAGAAAUAGAAAUACUUUCCUUCUUAGUAAUAAU